Molecule: messenger RNA, 7407 nt
Organism: Cornus florida
Lineage: Eukaryota; Viridiplantae; Streptophyta; Magnoliopsida; Cornales; Cornaceae
Product: protein virilizer homolog
Exons: 28
Coding region: 320-6979 (2219 amino acids)
Cellular component (GO): RNA N6-methyladenosine methyltransferase complex
Molecular function (GO): RNA binding
Source: RefSeq, a predicted model, not a curated record
UACUAUUAUUUUUUAAUUUCAAAAGUAAACCCCAAACCGACUCGAAGACCUUUAUGCGAGAAAGCUCCCAAACGGGGCCUUGGUAAAUAUUUAAAGGACUUUUAAUGAUGUAUAAGCGGGUGGGAUUCUAAAGAAGUCUUGCGCCGGGUUUAUUCGGAUGCGAGAUCUAGUCGCAAUCUUAAACGGGCUGGGAUUCUAAAGAAGACUUGCGCUGGGUUUUAUUAGACUAGUCGUUGCUGGGUUUCUUCGUCGUCUGCUAUGUAAAACCUAGCACAGUCACUCAUGCAGAACACAUUCAAAGUGAUCUAAGGAAAGAAAAAUGGGUCGUACCGAGCCUUGUGUGCUGUUCGCUCAGACAUUCGUCCAUCCCCAACUCGACGAGUACGUCGACGAGGUAAUAUUUGCUGAACCUAUCGUCAUCACUGCGUGUGAGUUCCUUGAACAGAAUGCUUCAUCAGCCUCUCCAGCAGUGACACUUAUUGGGGCCACAUCACCUCCUUCAUUUGCUUUGGAGGUUUUUGUGCAGUGUGAAGGGGAAACAAGAUUCAAGCGGCUCUGUCAGCCCUUUUUGUAUUCUCAUUCUUCUUCUAAUGUGCUUGAAGUUGAGGCUGUAGUAACUAGUCAUUUGGUUGUAAGGGGCAGCUACCGCAGCCUUACCUUGGUCAUAUAUGGAAACACAGCCGAAGAUCUUGGGCAGUUCAACUUUGAAAUUGAUUUAGAUAGCUCUUUGACCAAUAUUGUUCGUUCUAUUGAGGAAAAGCUUGAAGACCUUCCUUCUGUAUUACUCCCAGCUAAAUUUACAAUUGAAGAAUCCAUAUCUCCCCUAAAAACAUUAUCUCUAGAUGCUGUUGCAUUGGAUAUUUCUGUUGAGAUCAAGCAAUUUUUACUGCUCACAUUUAAGAUUUUGGAGUUGUCAAACCUUGGGGAUGCAAUCAAUAAAGUUGUUAGUUCUGUGGUGUCAGCAGCCUCUUCUUAUGCCACGGAGAGCUUGCAGUGCAGAGGUAUUAGUGAGAAACAAAUUACUGAGGGCAGAUCAAGAAAUUGUGAAGUAGAUUCUUAUUAUGUUUUUCCUGAGGCCAGGAAGGAGCUUCUGGAAAUAUGUAAAAGCCUUCAACAUGAAUCUGGAAAGUCCUUAGCUGAAUUCUUGGCAGAGAGCAUGGUUCUUGAAUCUGAGGCUGAUUUGGCUACUUCGAAACAGUUAGUAGAUAUUUUGAGCCAGUACUUCCCUUUUAAUAAGAAUUCUGGAAAAGUUGGACAUCCUUUGCUUUCACAGAAUAAAAAUGUGAUUCUGUGGUUGAGCUUGGCUCUUGUUUUGUGCUCCGGUAGAGAGAGCUGCUUUCACUUUGUUAAUGAUGGCGGCAUGGAGCAGCUUGGGUAUAUUUUUUGCCAUGGCACUGAGAACUCUAGUGCUGUUACAUUAAUGUUACUUGGAGUUGUUGAGCAGGCUACUCGGCAUUCAAUUGGGUGUGAAGGGUUCCUAGGUUGGUGGCCUCGUGAAGAUGAAAAUGUUCCUUCUGGUAUCAGUGAAGGUUAUAAUCAAUUGUUGAAGUUGUUAUUGCGAAAGCAGCGUCACGAUGUUGCUUCUCUUGCAACUUAUGUACUUCAUCGCCUGCGUUUAUAUGAAGUCGCUUCCAAAUAUGAGUGUGCAGUAUUAUCUGUAUUGGGAGGUCUUUCUGCUGCUGGUAGGAUUACAAGUGUCACUUUGGACAUGCUUAACAGCGCUAAACUUCAACUCAAAAAGCUCUUGAAAUUGAUAAAUAUGCGCGGCCCGAUUGAAGAUCCUUCUUCAUUGGCCAGUUGGAGAAGAUCCUUUAUUCUGGGUGGAACAGAAGGUCUAUUGUCAUAUAAAGCAACCAGUAGCUUCAUUACUUCAUCAAAUUGCUGCUUUUCGAAUUGGGAUAUUGACUCACACUUGCUAUCACUUCUUAAGGAGAGGGGUUUCCUUCCUUUGUCAGCCGCAUUGUUGUCAUCUUCUAUCUUACGAUCUGAAGUGGGACAUGUGACGGACAUGUUGGUGGAAGUUGCAUCAUAUAUUGAGGCCAUUAUUCUUUCACUCCUUUUCUGUCGCUCAGGCUUAAUCUUCCUACUACUUCAGCCUGAACUCUCCACUACAGUAAUUCUUUCCCUAAAGGGUGCUGAUGAUUUGAAAAAGGAAGAGUCUGUUCCACUUCCUUAUGCAUUUGUCUUGAUAUCCAAGGGUUUCUUUUGUCGCCCGUGGGAAGUUGGAAUGAUUAUUGAAACACAUUUGAGGGUGGUUAAUGCUGUAGAUCGUUUGCUUACAUCAACUUGUUACUCUGAAGAAAUUUUAUGGGUUUUGUGGGAACUGUGUCGUCUUUCUAGGUCUGAUUGUGGGCGUCAGGCUUUGUUAGCUCUGGGGCAUUUUCCUGAGGCUAUUUCAGUUUUGAUGGAAGCAUUUCAUUCUUUCAAGGAUCUGGAUCCAGUUUCCUUGAAUAGUGGAGCUCCACCACUAAAUCUUGCGAUCUUUCACUCCGCUGCGGAGAUUUUUGAAGUAAUUGUCACUGAUUCAACUGCAUCUUCUCUGGGUUCUUGGAUUGAACAUGCUGCAGAACUUCACAAGGCCUUACAUUCUUCUUCGCCGGGGUCCAACAGAAAAGAUGCUCCGACACGGCUGUUAGAUUGGAUAGAUGCUGGUGUGGUUUAUCAUAGAAAUGGGGCAAUUGGUCUUCUAAGGUAUUCUGCUGUGUUAGCUUCUGGAGGGGAUGCACACAUGGCUUCAACAAGCAUUCUAGCAUCAGACACAAUGGAUGUUGAGAAUGUUGUUGGAGAUUCUUCCAAUUCUGAUAGUAAUGUUAUUGAGAAUCUACUUGGAAAACCUAUUUCCGAUAAGGAUUUUCAUGGCGUUGCUCUUCGUGACUCUUCUGUUGCUCAGCUGACAACAGCAUUUCGAAUCUUGGCAUUCAUUUCAGAAAAUGUGGCCGUUGCUGAUGCUCUGUAUGACGAAGGUGCCAUACUAGUUAUCCAUGCAGUUCUAAUUGACUGCAGGUUCAUGUUUGAGAGGUCCUCCAACAACUAUGAUUACCUUGUCGAUGAGGGCACAGAAGGCAAUUCAACAUCGGAUUUGCUUCUGGAACGAUAUCGUGAGCAGAGCCUAGUUGAUCUUUUGAUCCCUUCUUUGGUAUUGCUAAUAACUCUUUUGCAGAGAUUGCAGGAAACCAAGGAGCAGCACAAGGAUACAAAACUAAUGAAUUCCCUUUUACGAUUGCAUAGAGAAGUGAGCCCCAAGUUAGCUGCAUGUGCUGCAGAUUUAUCCUCUUCUUAUCCUAAUUCUGCACUUGGUUUCGAAGCUGUUUGCAAUCUUACUGUGUCAGCGCUUUCUUGUUGGCCAUUAUAUGGUUGGGUUCCUGGUCUUUUCCUUUUCAUACUUGACAGUCUUCAUGCUACCUCAUUACUGACGUUGGGCCCAAAGGAAACCUGCAGUUUGCUGUGUCUACUGAAUGAUCUGUUUCCCGAAGAAGGUGUCUGGCUUUGGAAGAAUGGAAUGCCUAUGUUGAGUGCUCUUAGAACAUUGGCUGUUGGGACAUUAUUAGGGCCUCAGAAAGAGAGGCAGAUUAACUGGUAUUUACAGCCUGGACACUGCGAGACCCUACUGAAGCAGUUGAAACCACAGCUUGACAAAAUUGCACAGAUUAUUCUCCAUUAUGCUACUAGUACAUUGGUUGUGAUACAAGACAUGCUUCGGGUUUUAAUUGUUCGUAUAGCAUGCCAAAAUGCUGGUAGUGCUUCCACGCUUUUGCGUCCCAUAAUAUUGUGGAUUAGAGAUUGCCUUUUGGAAUCAUCUUCAUUAGCGGACACUGAUGCUUACAAGGUUUACAGAUUGCUUGAUUUUGUUGCUAUCUUAUUGGAGCAUCCACUUGCCAAGCCAUUAUUGUUGAAAGAGCAUGCUGUUCAGAUGCUCACAGAAGUGCUUGAGGGGUGUAUUAGUGCCAUUUAUUCAGAUGGGAAGCAGUUCCAAGAAAGCAGAAAUGCAACAAAAUAUGGGUUUUCUCAGCUUUGUUGGUGUAUCCCUGUAUUCAAGUCCUUACUACUGAUUUGUGAUUCUGGAACAUCUGUGCCUUACCCUGGGACGUAUGAUAGUUACCGAAAAUUGACUACCGAAGAUUGUUCCUUGAUUUUGUCUUGUCUCCUCAAGUUAUGCAAGGUCCUACCAGUUGGGGAAGAAUUACUUGAUUGUCUAUCCGUUUUUAAAGAAUUGGUUUGUUGUAAUGAAGGUCAAAGCGCUUUGAUGUCCAUUUUUUUGCAUAUCCAGUCCUCUGGUGUUGAGGAAUUUGAAUCUGAGAGUAGGCAUGAAAAGGAUGGAAAGUAUAGUCUUUUGAAUGAAUUUGAAUGGAGGAAACAUCCUCCUUUACUAUGCUGCUGGACAAAUUUAUUAAGUUAUAUUGAUUCAAAGGAUGUUCCACCAUUAUUUGCAAUUGAGGCUGUUGGCGUAUUGUCUUCAGGUGCUCUGCUCUUUUGCAUGGACGGGAAAAGUUUGAACCCUGAAAGGGUAGAUGCAGUAAAGUACUUAUUUGGGCUUCCAUGUGAUAUGAGUAGUGCUGAGGGUUUUCAUGAAGAAAAUAUGAAGUGUAUACAGGAGUUGACUACUCUGCUUAGCCCAAAGCUAAAUGAUGAAGAGUUUUCAUCCGUGGCUGAUAUUAAAACAACUUUGCAUCACGUUAUGGAGUCUGCAAAGUCAUUAUCCUUUUUGCUACAAAAGCCCACUGGCUCAGUAGAGGCAGAUGAUAUAAUUGAUAAUGUCAUUCCUCGGUCAUCAGGUAAUGUUCCAGCCUCAUCAAAGAUACGUAAUAUAUCAGAUGGCAUUGCUGAAAAGGCUGAAGAUUACAAUUUUAGUGGACUUGGUGAUAAGUUUCUGUGGGAAUGUCCAGAAAAUUUGCGUGAUAGAUUGUCACAAGCAGUUCUUCCUGUCAAAAGGAAAAUAUCCUCACUCGAGGGGCCAAAUCGGCGUAAAGGAGACAAUGCUCCAGCUGAGACUACGGCCCAAAGUGCAUUCUCCCGGGGAUCGCCUUCUGCUGCCCCUUCUGGCCCUACUCGUAGGGACACUUUCCGGCAGCGCAAGCCAAAUACUAGCAGGCCUCCUUCUAUGCAUGUGGAUGACUAUGUUGCCAGGGAAAGAAAUGUUGAUGGUACUAGUAGUUCUAAUGUAAUUGCUGUGCCACGAGUUGGUUCAACCAGUGGGAGACCUCCGUCUAUCCAUGUUGAUGAAUUCAUGGCCAGACAGAGGGAACGCCAAAAUCCUAUGGGGAUGUCAGUUGGUGAUGCAGCUGCCCAAAUAAAAAUUGCACCUCCUGAUAGUGAAAGAGAUGCGGAGAAGUCUAAUAAAUCUAGGCAGUUGAAACCGGAUCCUGAUGAUGAUCUUCAGGGUAUUGAUAUAGUGUUUGAAGGUGAGGAAUCAGAAUCUGAUGAUAAGCUGCCGUUCCCUCAACCAGACGAUAAUCCACUGCAGCCUUCACCUGUCAUUGUUGAGCAAAGUUCUCCCCAUUCAAUUGUUGAGGAAACAGAGAGCGAUGUGAAUGAAAGUAGUCAGUUUUCUCACUUGGGUACACCAUUAGCAUCCAAUGUUGAUGAAAAUACCCAGAAUGAAUUUUCUUCAAGGAUGUCGGUUUCGCGCCCUGAGAUGCCAUUGACUCGGGAACCAAGUAUUUCUUCAGAUAAGAAGUAUCAUGAACAGUCUGAUGACAUAAAUAAUGUUCCAAUUAAGACCUCUAGGGGGUUUGAUUCUGGUGCAGCAGCUAGUAGUUCUGGGUUUCCUGGCAUGGUUUAUAAUAAGGCUUCCACAUCAUCUGUGCCGGUUGAUUCUAGGAUGCCUCCACACAACUUCUAUCUGAAGCAUGGUCUGCAACAAAUUGGUGCUGUUCCUUUAAGUACACGUUCUCAAGGAUUGUAUGACCAGAAAUUUCCGUUGAAUCAACCUCCUUUACCUCCUAUGCCACCACCUCCAACAAUUGCGUCUCUACAUUCUCAGACCCUGGAUCCUCUUCCAAGUCAGUCAUCUCAGUUUGUUAACUCUAUCACAGAUGUGCAGCCACCUCUGCCCACAGGCUUCCAUGUCCAAACAGAGUAUCUAUCUGUGUUAAGUAACAGUACCUCAGUGCCAUCUUCUAGUCUCAUGCCUGCACGGACUUCCAUGUCUUCCCCUGGUGGAUCUGCUAGGCCUCCACCACCACUUCCUCCGUUGGCACCUCCAUAUUCAACCACGCCUUCUUUGACAUCUUUAAGAACUUCUGCUUCCCAAUCCUCAGUAUACAAUCAAACUAGUAUUGGGACAGCUGAGUUAGGUCAGACCUCUGUUGCAUCCUUAAAUGAUGUUCGAUUUGGCAACCUUUCUGCCUCAGGAUCCCUAGUAACUUCUUAUCCACCACCUCCACUAGCACCACCCUCGCUUUUUAGUAGGCCCACUUCAAUGCCCAUAAGUCUUUAUGCAAGCAGCCCAACUCCUCAUCAGGGAGAAAAUCCCCCCAGUAUCUCGCAGAAUCUUCCGAUUCCUCUUCCUUCCUUCCAAUCUGUACAAUCUCUUGCUCAAUUGCAGCCACUGCAGCCACCACAACUUCCUCGUCCUCCACAGCCGCCUCAGCAUCUCAGGCCACCUAUUCCAGCUUCAUCGCCAUCCGAGCAAGUUGUGUCUAUGCUACAGAACCCUGUUCAAUUGCAAGUGCAGCCAUUACAAAUGUUGCAACAACCCCAAGUUUCUCCAAUCCAUGUAUUUUAUCAACAUCAACAACAAGAGAACUUUUCACAUCUGCAGCAGCAGCUGCAGGUUGAACAUGCUAACCCACAAGUUCUGCAUCAGCAUGCGGAUGGUGCAAGCCGGCAGCAAGAAGAUUCUGGAAUGUCAUUACAACAUUACUUCAGUUCCCCAGAAGCUAUUCAGUCUCUAUUGAGUGACCGGGAUCAACUUUGCCUGCUUCUAGAGCAGCAUCCGAGGUUAAUGCAGAUGCUUCAGGAGAGGUUGGGCCACCUAUAAUGGCAUGAUAUUGGGACCAACGGUUGUAUACUCACCUCGGUUGCUGCUACAGUUUAGCCUGUAAACUACGGAUCAUAUCGUCCCCAAUACGAGUGACUAAUCUGUGCUGGUAAAACCACCAAUAUCAGGAAUGUCUGUGCACAUCGUCCACAUGAAUUUGUAUCGAUGGGCGCUGUGUGUGCGCAUGGAUGUAAUUAACUUUAUAGCCAUUGAUAUUUUGGUUUUUUGCUUUUUGCCAUUCAUUUCUACAAAUUUUUGCUGAUGAGUGAUUCAAGCUACGGGUUUGGCUUCUGACAAGAGAAGGCAGUGGGCCCUACAAUUGUAUUACAAAAAUGUAUCCCACUCAAAUGCAUUUGGGGUACUGUACGUUGUAUUAAAUGGUAGGAUAAUUUAAUUUAUGAGGAACUAAAUAAGUUUUUGAUGUGCAA